Messenger RNA from Trypanosoma cruzi, 2727 nucleotides. RefSeq lists its product as uncharacterized. The transcript has a single exon. Lineage: Eukaryota; Euglenozoa; Kinetoplastea; Trypanosomatida; Trypanosomatidae. Bases 1 to 2727 code for a protein of 908 amino acids. The record is from RefSeq and is a predicted model, not a curated record.
AUGAGGACUGCUAGCUUUCUAGGGAAAAAGGCGUCACGGGUUGGAUGUUUUUUAUUUGGUGGCGUCACCGUUGCGGCAUCUUCUCAUAUUCACCGGGCCUCGUGGCACACGUCAACGCGGUGCAUAGUGAGCGGUGGUGUGAGGAAUGAGAAAGCGGGAAAGCCCGCAGUGUCCUCUGUGAAGCGCAUGCCGCCGCCACCGCCGCCAGCUGAGAAUCAGCAGCAGAAACCGAGAGCCUCAUCUUCACACAUUUACCCGGAGCCGCCGUUGGCGUCGCAGCGGCCGUUGCUUGACGUGGAGGAUAUCAUUCGUGCCUUGGUGGAAGUGUUUGUUGCGUACCAAAAACACCUUCGAAACUGUAAUGCGACGAAAACAGCGACAAUAAGCAACAUGAAUAAAGGCGGAGGGACCGAUGUUAACGUUCCAUUCUAUCCCCCUGUUCCACUGGAAUACGUUGAGGAACAAUUUGAGUCGCUGCUGCUGCGUCUACUCCCGGCCGGUCUCACUCGCGGUGACGGCGAUGCCUCCAAAGUGGUGCGUUUUUCGGAUAACAGUGCUGAUGCCGAUAAGAAUAGGCGGCAAAUUGCGAGUCGGAUUCAGAGUUCUGGCGUCUUCCACCUAACAUCCACGCGGCGCAGAAAUUUUCAACGCGAGGGAGCAAGUAGAGACGAUGGUGAGACAUUUUUUCUUCGUAUUAGACCAGGCGUUCGGGAGUUGGCAGUUGAAAUUGCGGCGUUCCUUUUCUCGUUGGAACCACAAAACGGUACUGUGAGGAAGGCGGUGCCGCUGACGGUCAUCCGGCGUAUGUCUCUAAGCCCAGCCAACGUUGCUUUUGUACGCCACGAGCUUGCCAAUGAUGUCAAGCGCCUGCUUUUGGUUUACACGCACAGCGUUUUUUUCCUGACGAAGAAUGGCACAAUGGUGCAACUGUUAGAGCCUUCUGUAGGAGGUGGGGAAAGCGUUUUGCAUGCAGUUUCUUUGAAUACAACAGCAGCCACGCGAGAGCAGGCACAAGAACUUGUGGCAUCAACUACACAGGUAAAUAACAUUCCAGAAGGGACCAAUAGCACAGAAACGACUGUGACAACGGGGCCUGGCCAGUUAUCUGUUCAUUUUGCAUCUGGCGAGAAUGACACCGUUGUACACAUGGGGAAGCGAUUUAUUGCACCGACUGCGAUGGAGCGGUACCGGCUUUCGCAGCGCCUGAUACCCUUUUUGGAGUUUGUUCCACUGACAAGGACCGUCAUUAACACAAAUAAUGAGGGGAAUGACGUUUCCUCCGCGGUGGCAGACACGGAAGAUGGAUUUGUCGAUUUUGUCGCCGUACGUAAUCGUGCGGUGGAAAAGUAUCCGAGCCUUGCCCCUCUUUUGGCUUUUGAUUACAAUGAUUUGCCCCAACUGUGUGAUGGCCCUCUAUUUUCGGCGCUCCGUGCAUUGGGCGUGGAAUUUUGUUUGGGACGUCCACUCCCGCCGCAGUGCCAGCGCAAAAGGCGGCAGCAGCAGCGGUCCACCACAGCGAUGAGUAGUCUCCCGGUGGAGAUGGGUCUGUUAUUUCUUCGGCGGAUAAGAACGAACAACGAAGCCGCGGCUUCAACGCCCAUCUCACCCACAGGGGAGAAAAUAUCACUGCGUCUUUUGCUUUUAGACUUGCAAGCGGAGCUUGAUGCAACCGUGAUGCCACAAUGGAGAAGGAAAUGGUGGCCGUGGCCAUCCCACAUUCAUCCCGUAGAAUAUAGCAUUACUGAGGGGGAAGCCACAAAUGGAGCGGAAAGGCACGAGGAGGAGCUUUGGGGCCACGCCUUCCUCAGGGUUCACGCGGCCGUCUAUGAAGAGUUGGCGGCAACGCCAGCACAAUUGAUGCCAUACGACUCAACUCCCGUUAUUUCAUUGAAGGAAACGAGUUAUCCCGUUGGCGUUUCUGCCAAUAGUGCCUUCGUACAGCAUCUUUUGCGACAACUUACUCCACGACAACAUGAAAAGUUGCAUGAUAUCCUUCUUAGAGGCGUGCAAGGUCGUGUCCCGCCACUUAUUCAACAUGAGAUAGAAGAGAGCGUUGCGUGCCUUUUUUUCCCAUAUGGACAAUCCAGCAGAAGCCAUGGGAAUAUCAUUGACCAAAACAGUAAUAACAGCAGUGGUGACAGCAACAGGGAAGCACAGCAGGAGCUAAUAGUGUUUAACAAGUACGUGGAGGGUUUUUACGACAAAAAUUUAUCUUUACAAUUGCCGUUUGUUCGUCCCCGUACACUGUCGGAGGAACCGCCACUCGUGUACCGGAGGCUUCUUCCCGCAAAGCUUGUGCUAGAAAUUUUGUGCUGCCUACAUCGCGAGCAGCUGCGUCAUGCCGAGGAGAUUGGACUUGAGGUUAUUGAUGAUGAUGAGCAAGUUGCUGACGGUGAUGAUAAUAAUUGCUUCCUCUCCUUUGUGCUCCUUCGCCAGACUCUUCAACCUGCAAGCCGGACGUACGUUCGUGAUUACAUUGGCGACCUGGCGAUGAUACCUCUUCUUGUGUCAUGUUUCCCGCGGUACUUUUGUGUACCCGCAAUCGAUACCGUAUCUUCAUGGUCCUCCAUUGGCCUUACACGUGAAGGACGGCAUUUGGCUCAACUGCUGGAGGCAUCAUCCAAAGCAAGUGAUGGACGUCCCCUGCCUUAUCGGAGCCAGCGUACUGGGUGUUUCUUUACGGAUGACACACGUCAACAAAUGGAGGCCUUUCUUUUGUGGCGUUGA